Pseudocercospora fijiensis CIRAD86 is the source of this 1967-nucleotide messenger RNA. RefSeq lists its product as uncharacterized. NCBI's taxonomy places the organism in Eukaryota, Fungi, Ascomycota, Dothideomycetes, Mycosphaerellales, Mycosphaerellaceae. The transcript has a single exon. Gene Ontology annotation, biological process: branched-chain amino acid biosynthetic process. Bases 92 to 1909 code for a protein of 605 amino acids. Gene Ontology annotation, molecular function: dihydroxy-acid dehydratase activity. Gene Ontology annotation, cellular component: mitochondrion. The record is from RefSeq and is a predicted model, not a curated record.
AUUCGUUGACGUGCUGACUUCCCGCAUUGAGGCUUCAUAGGAGUUUCCUUCAUUUCUCUUCGUCAAAAAGCCAUUGACGAGAUCAAUCACAAUGGAGAAGGAGAAUCGUGACGAGCAGCUCGCUGGCAAACCGCCAAAGCCGGAAGAGGCACGCUAUUUGACCUUCAAGCACUCGCAACCUGGCUCUAAACUGAACAAAUUCUCCUCGACGAUUACUCGCGAACAUGACUUUCCAGCGGCUCAAGCAAUGUUGUACGCUGCUGGCGUGCCCAACGAACAUGUGCUCAAAACCUAUCCGCAAGUUGGCAUUGCGUCGGUAUGGUGGGAAGGUAACCCUUGCAAUACACACCUGCUCGAUAUUGGCAAAGAGGUGAAGAAGGCAAUUGAAAAGCAAGACAUGUUGGCUUGGCAAUACAAUACCAUCGGCGUCAGCGAUGGCAUCACAAUGGGUGGCGAAGGCAUGCGAUUCAGUCUGCAAUCGCGAGAAAUCAUCGCAGACAGUGUGGAGACUGUCACCUGCGCACAACAUCACGAUGCAUGUAUUGCGAUACCUGGAUGUGACAAGAACAUGCCUGGUGUUGUCAUGGGCAUGGCGAGACAUAACCGACCUUCGAUCAUGAUCUACGGCGGCUCGAUGGUUCCAGGAUACAGCCCGCUGCAGCAAAAAACGAUCAACAUCGCAACUGCUCUUGAAGCACAUGGUGCAUACAUCUAUGACAGCCUUCAAAAUCCUAACGAUCCAUCACAGACCAAGGACGAGCUACUCACGGAUAUCGAGAAGCACGCAUGUCCAUCACCAGGAGCUUGCGGUGGAAUGUAUACUGCAAAUACAAUGGCUACUAUGAUCGAGACGCUGGGACUCUCACUGCCAGGGAGCAGUUCCACACCUGCCACAUCUCCGCAGAAGAUGCGUGAAUGCCACAAAGUUGCCGAGGCAAUCAAGAUCUGUAUGGAAAAGGACAUCAAGCCUCGCGACUGUCUGACUAAGAAAGCGUUUGAGAACGCCAUGGUCAUGAUGAUGGCUCUGGGUGGAUCGACAAACGGUGUGCUGCAUCUCCUUGCCAUGGCAGGCACAGCAGAGGUGGAGCUCACGCUCGACGAUUUUCAAAGAAUAUCAAACAAGGUUCCCUUCAUCGCAGACAUCGCACCCUCCGGCAAAUAUCUCAUGGUCGACCUUUUCAAUAUCGGCGGUAUCCCUUCGGUCCAAAAACUUCUCAUCGCAGCUGGCUUCCUCGACGGAUCGACAAUUACGGUGACCGGCAAGACGUUGGCGGAGAAUGUCGAAUCCUGGCCGUCACUUCAACAAGGCCAAGAAAUGAUCAAACCCAUUGACAAGCCGAUCAAAGCAACCGGCCAUCUCGAGAUUCUGUACGGCAACCUCGCGCCUAACGGCGCCGUCGCCAAGAUCACAGGAAAGGAAGGCAUGAAGUUCACAGGCAAAGCCCGCGUCUUCAAUAAGGAAUUCGAACUGAACGAAGCCCUGAACAAGGGCCAAAUUCCUCAUGGAGAGAAUCUCGUCCUCGUCGUCCGCUACGAAGGUCCCAAAGGUGGACCGGGUAUGCCCGAACAGCUAAAAGCCAGCGCUGCCAUUAUGGGAGCCGGACUAAAGAACGUGAGCCUCAUCACUGAUGGACGAUAUUCUGGUGCAUCGCAUGGUUUCAUCGUCGGACAUAUCUCUCCUGAGGCGGCUGUUGGCGGGCCAAUUGCUGUGGUACAAGAUGGCGAUAUUAUUACAAUCGAUGCCGAGAAGAAUCAGAUUACGAUGGAUGUAGAUGAUGCUGAGAUCAAAGCUAGACUUGCGGCUUGGAAACCUCCUCGUAUGCCGGUGACGAGAGGGACGUUGGCGAAGUAUGCGAGACUUGUGGGGGAUGCUAGUCAGGGAGCUAUGACUGAUGUGUUUGCGUGGUAAUUGAUAUAAGGACAUUAUGAGACGAACAAGUGAAGGCCGCUUGGCUCACAUGCUUCAC